ACCGACGAGUCGAGAAUGGCGUCGAACAGCGAGCUGCAGAUGAGACGGACGUGAAUGCACGCGUGGUUGUGGUAGCUGUCAACAAGGUGGCAGCUUAUUGGCCUGAGGGGAUAUUCGUGUACAUUGCGCAAAUACGUGGAGCGACCCUAUCACACCUCGUGAACUAAUCUGAGUGCCUGCAAUGUAUCACCUUUGCAACCACUUCCGGUCGUGUGGUGAAGUCUCCAGUCAAAGCAGUCGAUUGGCGUGCCGUUUGUGUGGUGAAAACGUAGGUUGCACUGGUGUGAUUGCGAUUAAGAACAAAUCAUGCUGUUUGUUCGUACAUUUGUAACGUCCUACAAUGAACUGUCAUGUGACGCACGGUAGACCUAAUCCGGGAACUUGGUUAUCCGGGAAAUCACUGUUGCUGAAAAGUAUACAGUAGUGUACUUAAUCAAUUUACCUAUACGUAAUCGUUGUAAAUUCAAAUUGUAUCUAUUUAGAUAUACUACUUCUAGACAGUGCGCCAAACUAAAACAUUGGCUCUGAUCCGGGGUUUUAUUUCACCUAAUUGGUUCUUUUUAGUAACGGAAAUCUUCUAGACUCCGGAAGUAUGUGUACAUUUAAGAACGGUGUUAACGCGCGUUAAGCGGGAAUCAUGCAUACCCUCGUCCGCUCACUUUGAAACAAUAUUCCAUCAUUUACGACGCAACUCGACAUGGCACUCGCCGUCGUCCGACCGUGCAGUAAUCUCGAGGCGGAAAAGGUGGAGUUGAGUCGAGAUCCCAGCAACAUGCCGAAGAUGGGACGAAUGCAGAAGCUGAAACGUCGUCUGUCGCAGAGUCUGAGCAAAUUCGUGCCUGUUCCGCGAGAUAGCUGCAACGGUCAAGCGCCUGUCGAGUCUCCCAAAGGCGAUUACGAGCCACUAGAAACAGAGAGUGAGGACACACUAGCCGCUGAAGCUCAAGAUCGACUCCCUCACAGACGCCAUUCCGAGGCAAUCAUGCCGUUACAGCUAACUAUUGAGGUGACGAGUCCUCUUCCCGGCGGAAGAAACAGUCCGUCGUAUGUUCCGAGGAGGCGCAUGUCGGUUUCUCCUGAUUCUCCUUUUGGAAAGGUGGAGACAUACCAGAAGUUAGAAAUGUUAGGAGAAGGCUCGUAUGCGACUGUAUACAGAGGAGUGAGCCGGAUAACAAAUCAGAUUGUUGCUCUCAAAGAGAUCCGUUUGAAUAGUGAAGAAGGCACGCCGUUUACUGCUAUUAGAGAAGCUUCUCUGUUGAAGGGAUUGAGACAUGCUAACAUAGUAAUUCUACAUGACAUUAUCCACACAAGAAACAAUUUGACCUUUGUCUUCGAACAUGUGGACACAGACUUGAGUCGAUACAUGGAGAAUCAUCCUUCUGGAAUACACCUACACACUGUCAAGCUCUUCCUUUUCCAGUUGAUCCGUGGAUUGGCAUUUUGCCAUGCCAGACAAAUACUACACAGAGACCUCAAGCCACAAAACCUCCUGAUUAAUGAGAAUGGAGAAUUGAAAUUGGCAGACUUUGGUCUGGCGAGGGCAAAGUCAGUCCCUAGUCGGACGUUUUCAAAUGAAGUUGUUACACUAUGGUACCGGCCACCUGAUGUCUUACUAGGAUCUACCAACUACUCAACAUCAUUAGACAUGUGGGGAGUCGGCUGCAUAUUUGCCGAGAUUAUCUCAGGUAUUCCACUCUUCCCUGGACUCAAGGAUGCAUCCGACCAGGUAGUGAGAAUAUGGCAAGUGCUGGGGACACCUAACGAACAGACAUGGCCAGGAGUAGAAAGACUACCCGAGUUCAAGAAACGGAAAUUUGUUUGGUACGAAUCUCAUGAUUUGGGAGAGGUGGUUCCACAGUUUAGAAAUUCUUUUGGAGCUACUGAACUUGCUCAGGAACUGCUACAAUUGGAACCGGGAAACAGAAUAUCAGCAAACGAUGCAUUGCGUCAUGAGUAUUUUUCAGAUCUGGGAUUGGAAAUACUGAAAUUACCAGCAGAGUUUUCGAUUUUCACUCUGCCAUCAAUAAAGUUGCACGAAGGCAAGUUGACUCUUACACCACCUUUGUCACCGAUGCAGAAUCCUUACAUAAACAAGUCGUGAACAAAGCAGCCAUCACUUUUUAGCAGUCAUUGUUUUUAAUGUAUGGCACAUUUGAUGUGGCCAGGUAGAGUGCAUUUGUACAUAAACGGACGGUUUAGUAGCUCACGAUCAAAGGAUUGUACUUACUUGUUGUUUGUAAAUUGUUUCAAUACCGCUGUAGUAGAAUUUUAUGCCCUUAGAGGAAAUUUAUAAGGAAUAUUUAUAGUUUGAACAAGAUAUUAUACGUGAUGGAAGUAU
Corticium candelabrum is the source of this 2338-nucleotide messenger RNA. RefSeq names its product cyclin-dependent kinase 14-like. NCBI's taxonomy places the organism in Eukaryota, Metazoa, Porifera, Homoscleromorpha, Homosclerophorida, Plakinidae. Gene Ontology annotation, molecular function: cyclin-dependent protein serine/threonine kinase activity; cyclin binding; ATP binding. The coding region runs from base 698 to 2101 and encodes 467 amino acids. Gene Ontology annotation, cellular component: nucleus; cytosol; cytoplasm. Gene Ontology annotation, biological process: protein phosphorylation. The transcript has 17 exons. The record is from RefSeq and is a predicted model, not a curated record.